CCUGCCUUAUCCAGCCAGCUAUAGACCACUUGAAAACUACGUGAGGAUAUUCAGGUAUGCCUCCGGAGCAGUGUUAGCAUGGGGUUCUUUCCACAUCAUGUUACCACCAAAGGACUAUGGAAACUGAAGUCCUUGCAGAGUUUGGAUCUGUCAGUCAACAGGAUAUUGGAAAUUGGCUCUGAUUUUUGUAACUCUCUGCCACUGGAGAACCUCAAUUUAAAGAAAAACAAGAUAUUCAGAAUUCACCCAGAAGCCUUCGUGGACCUCAGAAAAUUACAGGGAAUAAGGAAGCAUAUCUGGAGAAUCCCACAAAUGCACGUACACUUUUCCACCCAGGCAGAGGCACACACUGGUACUGAUGCCAUGGAGGUUCAGGGACAGCUACCAAGAGGGCUCAAAAACAUCCAAGACCCGCAAGCCACAGGCAGGAGUGAUGAUGAACCCCAAGACCUCACCCUGGCUAUCUGCCUGUCAGUAUUCAUCACGUUCAUUGUGGCUUUCUGUGUGGGGGCUUUCACAAGGCCUUAUGUUGACAAAAUGUGGCUGAGAUACCGGGACAGAAGGAACAGAAGCCAUGGCUCAGAUAAUGCCUACGCAAACGAGGGCUUCUAUGAUGGAGUCGAAGUGACAGGGAGCACGCAGCACCCAGGCAUGGAUCUGCGUCAAGCUUCUCAACAUCCAGACCUCUAUGAGAACCAGGACCCUUACCUGGAACCAGAGCCAAACCCCUACGCCACUGUCAUUCCUGAUAGAAAUUCAGGAAGCAGCAGAAAGAAGCUUGGCAGUCAGCAGAGCUCAGAACAACUCAGGGACAACCAGAGAGCAAGAAGUAAAAAUGACAGCACUCUUCCAAAUGGUAGUGCAGCUCGUUCUGCUCCCUAUAGACAUCCAAAUGCUCAUAAUAAUAAACCAAGUUCAGCAGGACAGGACCACAUAUAUAGUAAUGAUAUUCUCGAGGAAUUCGAUUAUGAAACUGUGGCCCCAGAAUAUUCUCUCAGUGAGCAUUCUACGGGCAUCUCUUCUGCAGAUGGCACAUUACAAACUGUCUCUACUGUUUCUGGCUCAACCCAUAAUGAUAUGAAUGAAUUAGACCCAUCACUCUCAAAAGAAAUGACAGCUUCCAUCCCCCAAAUGCUCACACAUACAAACACACUGAGGGCUCAAGAGAAUAAGGAAUUAGGGGGUCUUAAACAGUCACCUUCGGAAACUCUGGGCCCACAGAUGGAAUUAUCUAAGGGAAUACAAGUAAACCAUUCCACAAGCUUUAGGGGGGCACAGCAGCCAGCACUCCUGGGGGCUGGUGCUGAGGGAGAGCUGCCAGCCUUCGGCAGUGCAGUCACAUGCAGUGAUGCAGGACACCUGAACCCAUCAGCCCUUCUGCCAAGAUUGGGGAGUGGCCUCAGGGCCAUUCCCAAAGGGCCAACACAGAAAGAUGCCCCUUCUCAACUUCAGUUCGAUAUGGAGAAAGACUACGAUUCUGAUGAGGGGUCUUUGUUUACUCUCAGUUCAGAGGAUUCAGAGGGUACAAGGGAUGGGACUGGGGAAGAAAUACCUGAUGAAGAGGAGAGCUGUGGGGCCACCAAGCCCCUACAGGGCGAGAGCUUCAUGGUAUAUAAGGACAAUGUGAUGCCAGUAGAAAGUCUUGAGGACAAUAUCCCCUGCCAGAAGAUUUUGAGGAAAUACAAAACUCAGGAAGAUCAUUUUGAAAAACCUGUCAUUUCUUACCCAGACUCUGGUUUGUUUAAGAGUCAUCUGGAAAGUUCCUAUAAUACCAAUGAACCUGAGAAUUCAUUAACCUGGCCCAGAUCCCUGGGCCAUGGUCCUUCAAGUGAUGAGAUUCCAGGCAUGUUAAUUUAUGACAUGGUUUCUCAGUAUGAGCCAGUGCAAUGGCUUUACUCACUUCAAGAUCUAGAAUUUUCAAAUGUGGACACUUUAACACCAACAUCACCACAUCCUGCUGAAGUUACUUCAGAUCCUGGGAAGAGUGCCUGCCAUGAAAGAGACUAAGGCAUUUGUAGAUGCAAGUCUGGCAUUCGGGGAAUAGAGCCCAAAAAGGUCCUCCUUUCAAGGUCACUACAGGGGAAAACUUAAGACCCUGACAACAAGAUUCUCAAAGGGACAACCUGGAUCCCAACCAGAUGGGCACUGAUCCAAACAGAGGUUUGUGUGUCCACUCAGGGACCAUGAUUCUAGAAAGGCUAUAACUCAACAUGGUGAUGAGCCAGCUCUUCCAUAUGAAAAAAGGUUGGGGAGAAUAUUUUGGAGAUGGAGCUAAAACCAAGCAUUGACUUUACAAAGUAAAUAAAUAAAUAAAUAUAUCCAGUUCAUUAAGAACACAGAGCAGUUCAGUGAUGGAGUCUGGGUAAAUAUCCAGGGGAGAAUCCCUUGCAUUUAGAAAAAGACAAUUCUAACUACCAUGCUUAAAUGCAGACCCAGAGCAAUCUGAUGGGAGCUGGCUCUCUAUGUGAAGAAUGACUCCACUGUAACAAAGACAAGGACGUUCACCUUGAUAAAAGGGAACUCAAGUAACAGUCUUAGUACAUAUUGAAGCACUUUCAUAGAAAUGCUGGACAUUUUUAAAUGAAUACUGCAAAAAGACUAGCACAAUUGUUUGGGUAAUCAUGAAACUGAAAAAUUGGAUGGGUUCAGAGCAAUUCUAAAUUAUUUUUAAUAUGUUAAAAGAGAA
Molecule: messenger RNA, 2686 nt
Organism: Fukomys damarensis (Damara mole-rat)
Lineage: Eukaryota; Metazoa; Chordata; Mammalia; Rodentia; Bathyergidae
Gene: Lrrc66
Product: leucine rich repeat containing 66
Molecular function (GO): protein binding
Source: RefSeq, a predicted model, not a curated record